CUCUGGGGCAGUGCUUGUGUGUGAAUCAUUGAACUACAGCACAAUGCUUGAAAGCGCAUGAUGCCUGGUACAGAGGCUACCCAAGGCACUUUUCUGUGAAGACAGGGGAUAGAUACUCAAAGUAGAUGCCAUGCUGUGAUUGCAAGGUGUGUUUUUUAUUUUUUAUUAAAGGGAGCAAGAGAAUACAAAUACUCUGGAUGCACAUCCUCAUGCUACUUAAGGAUAUUUUCUUUUUUUCCUGAAGGAUAUCGCUGAUUCUUUAAAGCUAUACUAUUUAUGGUAAAUGAUUCAUAGCACAACUGACUGAACUGGGGUCCAGUGUUAAAUGGAGGUUCAACGCUUUUGAUAGAGUCUUGAAUUGGCAACAGAUUACCCGUUCAACAUGAUGCUAUCUACUGAUUCAGAAAAACAAAAUUUGCAUUAGCUGUCAAGCAGAGACAAGUAUACCAGGUUCCACUAGCUAAUAUUCCAGUGACAACGACUGGAUUACAGUAUCCACAUCUUUACAGUUUGCAGCUCAGCAAUUUCAGGUGAUGCAUAGAACUUGCAGCAUUCCAAGUGAGCAUUAAGACGACACACAGUCAAGUAUUUCUACUUGUGACUGAACACUCAACUUGAUGGAGUUCUAAAAACAAGCCCAACUGGUGGACCAUCCUCUUGAGACUCAGUUUAGUCUCUACUAGGACCAGCUGGACCUGUAUUGUUAUUGAUAGUGACACAGAAAAUCAGGCUGUCACAGGUGCCUUUAGUACACGAUAAGGGCAUAUGAUCUUGAAAUUAUCUUUACUUUCUUCUUCCAAGAGACAUCAGUUAUUUCAAUUUUCCUGUCUUUGUCUCCUGAGUUUGGUGGAAAUAUUUUCUCCACUUACCUUCCUGAAGCUGAGAAAGAAAUAGCCUGCAUUUUCAUUGAAGAUAUUUUGAAAUCGAACAAAAUAGAAAGUGCGGCACACAGGGGCUUUGGUCCAUAAAUUACAAUGAGACUGACAACAACCAUGCACAGUGCUGGUCCUGAGAGAUUACAAGAAGAAUGCUGGUCCCGGGUGCACUAGGGCAGGAUGCAGUUGUGUUGGCAGUGCUCGUCAGCUGCUAGAUGGUUGUCGUUGAUGCUGCUAUGGCAGUGGGCAGUGCUGGGUCAUCUCGGCUGGUUUUUGGUUCUUGCUGCUGCUCCGGAUCAGCAUGCCACCUCCACAGAUGCUGCCAGGGUGGACGGGCACCUGGACUGGCUCCUCUUUGACAGGGGACCUUUUCACCGCUCCCCAGAGUAUACCGACUUUAAGGAGAGGUUCCAACAGGGCUUCACCACCAGAUACAAGAUCUACAGAGAGUUCAGCCACUGGAAAGUGAACAAUUUGGCUGCAGAACGGCGGGACUAUUUUAAGGCACCCUUACCCCUGACCCCCGAGUUCAUUCGUAACCUGAGACUGCUGGGACGCCGGCCCAGUCUGCAGCAGAUCAAUGAAAACCUGAUCAGGAAAUACGGGACCCACUUUCUGGUGUCUGCUAUACUAGGAGGAGAAGAAUCACUUACUAUAUUUUUGGACAAGCAGAAGUUGAGCAAAAAAGCAGAAGGCAAUGGCAACAGUUCAGCAGCAACUCUGGAGACACUGCAUCAGCUGGCAGCCUCUUAUUUUAUUGACAGGGAGAGUACACUAAGAAGACUGCACCAUCUCCAGAUAGCAACCUCCGCCAUCAAGGUAACAGAAACCAGGACUGGACCUCUAGGAUGCAGUAACUAUGACAGCCUGGAUUCAGUCAGUUCAGUCUUAGUGCACAGUCCUGAAAACAAAAUCAAUUUACAAGGCCUCCAGGGCAUCCUCCCAGAGUUUCUUCAGAACCGUUUCGUGGAGGCAGCCCUCAGCUAUGUGGCCUGCAAUUCAGAGGGUGAGCUCCUCUGUCGCAACAAUGACUGCUGGUGCCAGUGCAGUGGCAAGUUCCCGGAGUGUAACUGCCCUUCCACGGAUAUCAACGUUAUGGAGGACAACCUACGCAAAAGCAAAAAAGCCUGGGCCAGCUUUAAUGCAGACUUUGAGGAAUCAGAUGAAUACAAGGUUUUCCUGAAGAGACUCCCGACUGAUCGCUUUUUGAAUACAUCAGUCAUAUUCCAGUUCUGGAUGGCAGAUACAAAUCUCCAGCGACGUUAUGGACAACUGGAAACCAGCAGCAGACUGCUUCUCGAGAAAGCAAAAAAGAUUGUCCGCAAACUUUUCACGUUGAGCAAACGCUGCCCGAAACAGCCAAAGAUUAGCCUCCCCAGGGAAAGACCUUUGAGUUUUUGGCUGAACCGUGCCCAGUCCCUCUUAUACUGCAAUGAGCACAGCACUCCAGGAAUCUUUUCUGAAGAGGUACAUGGCUGUACCUGCCCCUUUGAUCAGACAGCCUGCCAGGGGACAGUCCCUUGCAUGGUGGCGGAUGCAGCAGCUUGCUCCUCCUGUGCCCCUGACAAUCUCACCCGUUGCGGCAGCUGCAACCAGGGCUACCUGCUGCUUCAUGGUGCCUGCAAGCCCAAAGUUGCUGACUCUCUGGAUCACUACAUCAACUUUGACUCAGAAAAGCUGGAUGCAGAGUUGAAAUAUCUCCUGCAGCAUCUGGACAGCAGGGUGGAAGUGCACGCCAUUUACAUCAGCAACGACAUCCGCCUAGGCAGCUGGUUUGACCCGGCCUGGCGCAAACGCAUGCUGCUUACCCUAAAGAGCAACAAGAACAAGUCCAACCUCAUCCACAUGCUAAUGGGUAUCUCCUUCCAGAUCUGCUCCACCAAAAACAGCACCCUGGAGCCAGUGCCUGCAAUCUACGUAAACCCCUUUGGGGGAAGUCACUCUGAAAGUUGGUUCAUGCCUGUAAGCCAACAGGAUUUCCCAGACUGGGAAAGAACUAAAUUGGACGACGGACUUCAGUGUUACAACUGGACCUUAAUGAUGGGCACCAAGUGGAGGUCCUUCUUUGAAACUGUCCACAUCUACUUGAGGAGCCGGAUCAGGUCAGAUGAUCCUAGCAGCAAUGAAACUCUCUUUUAUGAGCCUUUAGACCCUAGAAAUGGUGCAGACGACAUGGGCUACAUGAAGAUAAACAGCAUCAAAGCGUUUGGUUAUAGCAUGCACUUUGACCCAGAAGGGAUCAGAGAUUUGAUCAUGCAACUGGACUAUCCCUACACUCAUGGAUCUCAGGACUCAGCUUUCCUCCUGCUGUUGGAGAUGCGAGAGCGGGUCAACAGGCUGUCCCCACAUAGCCCACAGCGCCUGGAUCUUUUCUCCUGUCUGCUGCGGCAUAGGCUCAAGCUCUCCACUAGUGAGGUGGUUAGAAUCCGAGACUCUCUCCAGGCCUUUAGCUCCAAACUGCCAAACACAUCUGAUCAGGAACUAAUCCAGUUGUGCAGUUAGAGUUGGACUCCGUGGGUAGUCUGUCAUGUCCCAAAAGAGAAGGUCUUAUUGUACAUGUUUGUACAUAAUUAUUUUCAGUUGUGUAUACAUUUAAACAAGGCAGAAUUUGGAGCAUGCAUGCUCUUUUUCAAGGUUAAUCAUAAUAGGUGAAAGGAAAUUAGUUAAGAUGGCCUUGCUGCUUGGUUUGAUGUUGUUUAUGAAGCACAGCAUUCAGAAGAAGAAGCAGGAUAAACCUGUCAGUUCAAAAGUACACAACUUUUUUUUUACUUCAAGAUUAUUCUUUUGAAUGUUAGACAAAAAGGAAAAAAGAACAGAUUUUUUUACAGAACAUUUUGAUUGUAUUGAAUGUUGUGUUUCAGUAGUCUUUAUGUUGCAGGUGAACAAAGAAUGAAGGCAAGGUUUGGUUAUUAGUGUACAUAAUGACCCUGUAAUACCCAUUGUUGUGCCUCUGCCUUUCAGUACUAUUCCACACUCUGCUUUGAGUGUGGGUCCAAGGAAUGUAAAUUGUAAUGUUUUGCUUUGUUUUUAAAUGUACUUGGGCACCAAAUUGCCAACAAAUAGAACAUUUUAUCAAGGGUUAACCCUUCAUUUACUUAAUCAAAAUUAAGUCAAUGAGAUAUACCUCGAUUAUCAAAUUAACAAGGUGGUUAAGUCACUUUUUAGUUUGUGAUUUCAUUGAAAUCAUGAAUCCCCUGUUCACCUGUGACUGACCUGAAAUAAAAGUUUUUGUGAUUCAGGUUAGAAGUAACCUUCUUUAAUUUGAAGUAAGACAGUGUCUUACAGUAGUUACAAAGGACAAGAUAACAUUCAAUGUAUUUGUUGUUAAUUUAUAUACUUUUUUUAAAAUCUACUAAUCGUGCAUUGUUUCCAAAUAAUAAAGUGAAAUGUGGAAAUUGUGAAAGUAAAAACACCAAAAACUA
This is a messenger RNA of Acipenser ruthenus (sterlet), 4297 nucleotides long. RefSeq names its product BMP/retinoic acid-inducible neural-specific protein 3-like. The record is from RefSeq and is a predicted model, not a curated record. The transcript has 9 exons. Bases 1056 to 3377 code for a protein of 773 amino acids. Lineage: Eukaryota; Metazoa; Chordata; Actinopteri; Acipenseriformes; Acipenseridae. Gene Ontology annotation, biological process: negative regulation of mitotic cell cycle; positive regulation of neuron differentiation.